This is a messenger RNA of Mugil cephalus (flathead mullet), 5244 nucleotides long. RefSeq names its product KN motif and ankyrin repeat domains 3 (gene kank3). The transcript is spliced from 12 exons. Gene Ontology annotation, biological process: negative regulation of actin filament polymerization. Gene Ontology annotation, molecular function: protein binding. Lineage: Eukaryota; Metazoa; Chordata; Actinopteri; Mugiliformes; Mugilidae. Gene Ontology annotation, cellular component: cytoskeleton; cytoplasm. The record is from RefSeq and is a predicted model, not a curated record. Bases 466 to 3438 code for a protein of 990 amino acids.
AUUAAAUUGAGCUGGUAUGCCAGCAAUGUGUUGACUGAAGCGCCUAGUGUGAACACGGUCUUUGUCUGUGUGCGAUCAUGUGACGCUGUGUGCGACCUGAUAUGAGUAGAUUACAUGUUUGUGUGAAUCUAUGCGCACACAUGCGGCUCUGUGGCGUGUCACAUGUUUGGAUCCUCAUUCGUCGCUGCCUGAGAACGAAGAGUCCUGCAGCAGACCAGUGAUCGGCGAAUGAUCCCAGGUGCCAUGUGGCGUCGUGUUCACGAGACGAGUCCAGAUGAACGCCCCCCUUUUUGUUGUGUUCAGGACCUCGUGAGUGGACCUUUUGCGAUACGUUGUGUUAGGGCUGCGUGGAGCGAGGAGGGAACCGGCCUGAGCUCCAACUGCAUGAAUCGCGCACUGAGCGGCUGAAAGAGCCAGGUGUUGAUUUGAAGCUGCAUGUGAGCUGGAAGGUCCCCGUCCUGAAAAAUGACUCAGUCGGUUCAAGUUAACCCAAAGCUGCCUGAUCUAGGCUCUCCAUUCCUUUACUCCGGUCAGGAGGAGGCUGACCAGCCGGCCUCUUACUCUGUCCAGACUCCAUACGGCUUCCAGCUGGAUCUGGACUUCCUUAAAUAUGUAGAAGAGAUAGAGAGUGGACACAACCUCCGCCGAGCGCCGCUUAGCUCCAGGCGAUCCGGACGGGGGCUCAAACUUUCUCAAAGGAGUCCAGGUGUCGGGGGACGAACCAGCGGUUGGACAUCCACGGAGUCGCUCGCAUCUCCGGCCAGUGAAGAUGGCAGAGCUCCUCCACCUCCGCCGCCGCGUAACCGCCUUGGGUCGGCCCCCUGCGAGGGACUUUCUCUUUCGCCUGUGAUCCUCUCCAGCGUCCCUCCCCUGUCUGCUGGGCCCAAAGUGCCACCGCCUCCACCGCAACGCAACCCCAGGGUUGAGCGGACCCUUCUGGAGACCAGCCGGCGGCUACAGCAGGAACAAACCCACCAGCACCAGAACGGUGGGCGCUUCCAGCUUGCAGAUCCUCCCAAGCUGCACUUACCCUCUCCAUCUACCCAGGCUCUGCAGAGUAGCUGGAGUAAACCCAGUCCUCAGACCUCUGGGCGCAGCACUCCAGCUGCUGGCACCGCAAUGACCCCGAUCCCACCCAGCCAGCUGCAGACGGUUAGAGAGCAGAUGGCUACGGCCUUGAAGCAGUUGAAGGAGAUGGAAGAAAGAGUAAAGGGUGUUCCUGCGCUUGAGAAAGAGGUGGCCAAGCUUCGAGCAGAGAAAGACAUGCUCCUGUUGGCCCUGCAGGAAAAGACGGCGGCCAUUGAGGUGGCCCAGCAGAAGCGGCCAUGCACAGAGUCUUCUACACAAACUACAGAGGCCCUCCAGACUGGCCAGAGUCGAGUGACGUCACCAAACACGGCCGGACACAAAGGCCUCGGGAAAUCUGGCGAACUGAAACGGCUGACGGAGAAAUUCGAGGGGAAGGAAGUGAAAGCGCCGGUGUCAUCUAAAGUUUUACUGAACGCUCCGGAAAAAGCGGCGGUUCAGAAAAAAUCAGUAGCUGUUGGGGAAGAUGUGCCGAUGGACUCGGUUGUUUGUUACCAUAGCCGCGGAAUGAAAGACGCGUCUGAGGGCACUAAUGUGAAUGUUAGCGAGAAAUGUACAGGAACAGAAGUGCAUCUGGUUCAGGAGGAGGGAAUACAGGCCACAGUAGAGACACAGGAGGCUGAAGUGUGGGUCAUGGAGUCACUGCUCGGGCUGACCACUGAGACACAGCGGGAGAUAGACACCCUGCAGGACACCAUUAAAUUCCAGCAAGAGGCCAUCGUGUCUUUAGAGGAUCGACUGAGUGAAGCCGACAAGGACCUGGGAAUGCUUAGAGCCAAGAUGGAGGAGAAAAGCUCUAAGGUCAUGAAGGAUAAGGGGGUUCUCGCCAAACCCGACAUGACAAAUGCCCAGGUAGCGACGUCGACUCCAGUGUUAAAGCACGCUGCAGUUCUGUGUCACCCUCAGGUGACCGAUGCCUGUGUAGGUGUAGAGGACAGGGCCAACCAGACUGAACAGGGAACCCAGACUGACGCUGUGGUGGCACCAGCACAACCAGCCCCUGUUGUGAUGGUCAGCGCCGAAUGCCAGUGGGAGAACUUGUAUGAGGAAAAGAGUGAGGGGCAGAAAGUUACCGUGCUGAAGAAGAGACAGCUGACCAUUGCUGAUUAUAAGAUCUCACCGGAUGAAGAGGUCAUCGGUAAGGACGAGACGAAAGAGGGAGAGCAAGGAGAGGAGACUGCAGUCAGUAACACAAAGACAGUAGGUUUGCUGAAAUCAAUCAUGAAGAGGAAGGAUGGGAGUAACUUAGGCGAGAAUCGCACCGCUGGAAAGAAGAGCUUGCAAUUUGUUGGUAUUCUAAAUGGAGGGUAUGAAUCUACGUCCAGUGAAGAUGAGGAAGAGGAGGAGGAAGAAGAUGGCAGCUCUUCUGGAGAGAGUGGAGAAGGUGAGUGCUUGGACAGCACAGAGGAGGAUGAGGCCGCUUUGGAGGAAGAAACGUCUGAGGAGGAGAGGAACAUCAACCUGGAUGAGAGCGACACUGAUGAAGAAACGCUGAGAGCUGCAGAAUAUUCGUCUGAUGCUGUGAAAGAAAAGUUUGAGUUGAGCUCAAAAAUGCGUGAAGCCUGCCUCAUUCUGAAGAACCACUUGAACGAUGACAUCCAAACACUGAAGAGUAAAGAAGUGCUCUCCAGCACACACAUGGUUCAGCUCGAGUGGUUCCGCAUCUCCAGUGCCAAAAUGGCUCAGCCUUCGCGUGUCUCCGACUACCUGAUGGCCUUCUCCGAGGUGUCGUCAGUGCUGCUGGAGCAUGUGGUCAACAUGACCGAUGGCAACGGCAACACAGCCCUUCACUACAGCGUCUCCCACUCCAACUUCGGCGUGGUGGGUCUGCUGCUGGACACAGGCGUGUGCUCUGUGGACAAGCAGAACAAGGCUGGCUACACGGCCAUCAUGCUGGCUGCCCUCUCGACCGUGAAGCUGGAGGAGGACAUGGCUGUGGUCAAGAAGCUCUUUAGUCAGGGUAAUGUCAACGCCAAGGCCAGCCAGGCAGGCCAGACGGCGCUGAUGUUAGCAGUUAGCCACGGGCGUCAGGAGAUGGUGUGUGCCCUGCUCGAGUGUGGAGCUGACGUCAACGUUCAGGACGAUGAGGGAUCUACGGCUCUGAUGUGCGCCAGCGAGCACGGCCGAGCCGAGAUAGUCAAACUGCUCCUGGAGCAGCCUGGAUGCGACAUAUCCAUUGUGGAUAAUGAUGGCAGCAAUGCUCUGUCCAUCGCACUCGAGGCAGCGCACAACGACACGGCUGUGCUGCUCUACGCACAUAUGAACUAUGCUAAGACCCAGACUACUGUGGGGAGUCCAAAGGCACAACCAAGGAGCCCCCCGAGCCCCCACAAGUCGUGGCCUGAAGACUGACACAGUCACAGCCGCUCACGGAGCAGCAAACGUAACUGGAUCUGAGCUGUGAAGAGCUCCACUGGAAUUUACUUAAAUAUAUGUGUAUUUAUAUAUUGACGUAUGUCCUUCAUUUAUAAGUAUUGUUAAUAUGAGAAUAUUAUUUUUCCAUUGAAUGGUUAUAUACUUAAAUAAGCUGUUUAAAUUAGGUCUCCAGCAUUUGUUUUUUCUUUUUGUUCUGUGACUAAAGAGGAGACUUCACAUUUAUUUGCACUCCACUAAUAUUUUACUGUUAAAGGCAACACAUGCCAGCAGCACAUAAUGUGCAUAAACAAAUAUCCACAGCUGUUGUUUUAUGUGUGUUUCUAAAGUGUCUCUUGGAUCUCCACAAAGAUGAUCACAUGAGCUCCUUGGACUGGGACAUGCUUCUUUCUAGUGGUGGACAUUGUGCCACUGGUUUGUGUUGCUCAGUGUUCUUACCUUCCUGUCCUGUCUGAUGUGUAAACUUCUUUCCCUUCAUAGCCUGCACUAACUGCAUGUGCAUUGUAUGUUCAUAUAAAUAUAUACAUAUAUAAAUAUAUAUACAUGUUUAAAUAUAGAAUACCACUCAGAAGUUUUCUCAUUUCAUGUUUUUUUUUUUCCAACAUUGUAACUUAGUACAGAAGAUAUCAAAACUGUGACAGACCACAUAUAUAUUUAUAUUGUAGAUUCUUCAAAAUAGCCACCUUUGGCGCAGUUUUUCCAACCCUUCAGUCAACAUCAUGAAACAGUCACCUAAAGUCACGACAUAGUUUCCAGAACCCAUAUCAACCGGGUUUAGGUGGAGUGGUUGUGGAGGCCAAGUUUUCUUGGUCAUGUAGCCCAUUCAUAGCUUUGAGGUGUGUUUAGGGUCAUUAAUUAUGAUCCCGCUAAACCAGAUGUGAUGGCUUGUUGCUGCUGAUACUGUGGUAGCCUUACAUUUUGAAUAAGUCAUUCGCACACCAUCACACCUCCUCCUCCUCCUCCUCCAUCAUGCUUCAUGUCAGGAGCCGCACACGUACAAACCAUCCGUUCACCUUUUCCAUGUUUUUAAAUGGACACGGUGGCGGGAGCCAAAAAUCUCUAAUCUGGAUUUAUCGGUUUAAACUAAAGGUUUCUACUGGUCUGAUGUUUAUUUGUUGUGUUGUGGUUGAGGUAGUGAACAGUCUUAUUCGACUGUGCUUCUAAUCCAUAUUACGGCAAGAACCGCUCAGAAGUCCAUCAUUACGUUACGACAUUAACAUCAGUCUGGAAAACUUUAAGAACUUUGAAUGUAAUGAAUUAAAUGCCACGAAGAAAGGAAAACCAAAAGUAACUUCUGCUACAGAAGCCCACUAACCUUAUCUAUGCACAACACAACUGAUAGUAGUAGUAGUACAUUUAUUUCGGUCAUGUAAAAAAAAGUAAAUACAAUAAACAAAGUAUAAAAGUAAAAAAACAAAAGCAAUACAUAACAAAGCAAUAUAAUGCACUCUGACCAAAAAGGUGUAGGCUGAAGCAUCAGUUUACUUUGCCACCCGACAUGUCGUAGCUGCAUGAGGCAGUCAGACAGGAAACACCACGAGUGUGACUGUCAUCAAAGCAAAAGGAGGCUACUUCAACGGAUCUAAAAUAUUCAACAUAUUCUGGUUUGUUUAACACUUUUUUGUUUGCUACAUAAUUCCUUAUGUGUCCGUUCAUUGUUUUGAAAUCUUCAGUUUCAGUAUUAAUGUAAAAUGUAGAAAAUAAUAAAGAAAAACAGUAUGUGCAAAGCUUUUGACUGGUACUGUAUAUUCAUGUCUGAAAUAAAAAAUUUAUAUAAAAGUUGAA